AUGGCGGACGGGGACAGCGGCAGCGAGCGCGGCGGCGGCGGCGGGUUCGGGACCGCCCGCGGCGGGGCGGGGGGGGCCGGCCCGGCCGUCGGGCCCGGCGGCGGCGGCGCGGCCGGCCCCGAGCAGGAGACGCAGGAGCUGGCGUCCAAGCGGCUGGACAUCCAGAACAAGCGCUUCUACCUGGACGUGAAGCAGAACGCCAAGGGCCGCUUCCUCAAGAUCGCCGAGGUGGGCGCGGGCGGCUCCAAGAGCCGCCUCACGCUCUCCAUGGCCGUGGCCGCCGAGUUCCGCGACUACCUGGGCGACUUCAUCGAGCACUACGCGCAACUGGGCCCGUCCAGCCCCGAGCAACUGGCCCAGGCCGCGGGGCCGCCGGGCGAGGACGGCGCCGGGCCCCGCCGCGCCCUCAAGAGCGAAUUCCUGGUGCGGGAGAACCGCAAGUACUACCUGGACCUGAAGGAGAACCAGCGCGGGCGCUUCCUGCGCAUCCGCCAGACCGUGAACCGCGGCCCCGGCGGCCCGGGGGGGUUCGCGGGAGGCCCCCCCGGGCUGCAGAGCGGCCAGACCAUUGCGCUGCCCGCCCAGGGCCUCAUCGAGUUCCGCGACGCCCUGGCCAAGCUCAUCGACGACUACGGCGGCGAGGAGGACGAGCUGGGCGGCCCCGGCGGCGGCGGCCCGGGCGGCGGGGGGCUCUACGGGGAGCUGCCCGAGGGCACGUCCAUCACCGUGGACUCCAAGCGCUUCUUCUUCGACGUGGGCUGCAACAAGUACGGGGUGUUCCUGCGGGUCAGCGAGGUGAAGCCGUCCUACCGCAACGCCAUCACCGUCCCCUACAAGGCCUGGGCCAAGUUCGGCGGCGCCUUCUGCCGCUACGCCGAGGAGAUGCGCGACAUCCAGGAGCGCCAGCGGGACAAGCUCUACGACCGGCGAGCCGGCCCGCCGGGACCCGGCAGCGGCAGCGGCGCCGGUGACGACUCCGACGGCGACGACGUGGACGACGACUGAGCCGAUCCCCCCAGCCCUCGACCCCGACGCCGGCCCCCCACCACCCCCCAGAGCCCCGGGGCGAACGGGUCCCCGAUCCCCCCCUCCCCGUGACGGG
This is a messenger RNA of Vidua chalybeata, 1102 nucleotides long. RefSeq names its product purine rich element binding protein B (gene PURB). Bases 1 to 1005 code for a protein of 334 amino acids. Gene Ontology annotation, cellular component: nucleus. The transcript has a single exon. The record is from RefSeq and is a predicted model, not a curated record. Gene Ontology annotation, molecular function: DNA-binding transcription factor activity, RNA polymerase II-specific; RNA polymerase II transcription regulatory region sequence-specific DNA binding; purine-rich negative regulatory element binding. Gene Ontology annotation, biological process: regulation of transcription by RNA polymerase II. Lineage: Eukaryota; Metazoa; Chordata; Aves; Passeriformes; Viduidae.